This is a messenger RNA of Cylindrotheca closterium, 621 nucleotides long. The record is from the annotation of a GenBank genome assembly. NCBI's taxonomy places the organism in Eukaryota, Bacillariophyta, Bacillariophyceae, Bacillariales, Bacillariaceae.
AUGAUUGCCUUUCGAUCAUUACAUGUCAAUGCAAGCAGAUUGUCCCUGCUCGCAAACAACAACCGUCAGAUCCUGCUGAAUCAUCAUUCAUUCUCCGCUAAUAGUACUACUAGUAGUUGUGUAUCCUAUUUCUCGACCGAAACUGAUGGUUUCUUGACGGGGACCGUCAAAUUCUUCAUCCGCAAAAAGGCAUACGGCUUUCUCAUUCCAGAUGAUCCGGUAGAGGCUGGCUCGUCGGAAGUCUGGGUCCACAGAACCUCCAUUGACUCACCACAUUCGAGCGACGAAUAUCCAACCCGGCCGUACCUGUACAAAGACGAGCGAGUCAAGUUCCGCGUCGAGUUUGACGAAGAGGGGCGCACCCCAAAGGCCACGGAAUUGACUUUUGAAAAUGGAAAGGCUGUUCCAUUAUUCCGUAAGAAUUACCACCAGUCUGCUAUCAAGGGUGAACAACAAAGACUCGGUGAAUUCCUGUUGGAGAUUAUGAAGGAAGAGGGACUCACUGACGCGGAACAACUAGAGAAGAUCAAGACUGCUGUGGCUGCCACACAAGAAGCGAUUACUGCUGCAGAACGCAACCAAGAGUUGUAUGGGCCUCCAAGUGACGAUCAAGAAGCGUAA